This is a messenger RNA of Perkinsus marinus ATCC 50983, 238 nucleotides long. RefSeq lists its product as hypothetical. The transcript is spliced from 2 exons. The annotation marks the transcript as partial. The record is from RefSeq and is a predicted model, not a curated record. NCBI's taxonomy places the organism in Eukaryota, Perkinsozoa, Perkinsida, Perkinsidae.
UUAUCAUCACUUUUGGCGAUAAUACGUAUGGUCAGCUGGGGACGAUGAAGUUGCCUGCGGGAGUGCACUCGCGCUAUGGACAGAAUACUAGUCAUGUGAUGACUGUUGAAGCUGGUGGAGAUUGCAAUUUCGCUACGACUGCACGAGGGAAGGUAUAUGCAUGGGGGAGCAAUAGAUGGGGCCAGCUUGGUAGUUCACUUGGUCAUGUUAUGUGUGAGGCUCCCUUUCACAUCCCGAG